CCAAAAAAAUUUCUGAUAAAAAAGAGUUCUUUAGCUCCUCCUUCUUCUCGUCGAUCUCAAACGCGCGAGGGCGAGAGAGAGAGGCACAGGGAGAGAUGGAUCCGGACUCGGUGAAAUCAACCCUUUCGAAUCUGGCAUUUGGGAAUGUGAUGGCAGCGGCGGCCAGAGAUUACCAGAAGGAAAUGUUAGCUAAAGACAAGGCGGAUGAUGCAACAGCUGCCAAUGAAGAGGUUGAUCUUGAUGAAUUGAUGGAUGAUCCUGAGCUUGAAAAGUUGCAUGCUGAGAGGAUAGCUGCUCUAAAGAAAGAAGCAGAGAAGCGGCAGGUCUUGAAAAGGCAAGGACAUGGAGAAUACAGAGAGAUAUCUGAAGGGGAUUUUCUUGGAGAGGUCACUGGAAGUGAAAGAGUAAUCUGCCAUUUCUACCACCGCGAGUUCUAUCGAUGCAAGAUUAUGGACAAGCAUUUGAAGGCCCUUGCACCAUUGCACCUUGAUACCAAGUUUAUCAAGCUGGAUGCAGAAAAUGCUCCCUUCUUUGUGGCAAAGCUAGCAGUCAAAACCCUGCCCUGUGUGAUACUAUUCAGGAAUGGCAUUGCCUUUGAUAGAAUAGUCGGGUUUCAAGAUCUUGGCAGUAAGGAUGAUUUCACCUCCAGAGCAUUGGAAAACCUUCUCAAGAGGAAAGGCAUCAUCGACGAAAGGAAAAACAAUGAUACUGAAGAAGAUGAUGACGACGAUACAGAACAAGGCAGAAGUAGGAAUGUCAGAUCAUCUACAUUGCAGGAUUCUGAUUCAGACUGAUGACCAAAUCAAAGCAAAUUUGGUACACCUUAUGAUCUUGUGACCAUAAUAUCAGUCUUGAAAACAUUGUCUGCAUGCAGGAUCAUUGUCUGUGUGGUUUGAAUCUCUGAAAUUGUCUGCAUGGUUGUAUACUCUUUGUGAGUGAAUGGAAGAACAAGGGAGGAAUCAGAUAAAUUAUAAAUUUCCAACCGAGUAUGAGUUCUGACCAUGUAAUACUUGCCAUGGCCUUUUGAUGUGGUUGUAAUAUGUACACUUACUAAUGCAUGAGUUUUGGCUCAUGUCUUGCAGUUUUGUUCUAUUAUUAAGAAUUAUUAUGAACCCUUCAUUUGGUGGCUUGAAGAA
Dioscorea cayenensis subsp. rotundata (Guinea yam) is the source of this 1136-nucleotide messenger RNA. RefSeq names its product thioredoxin domain-containing protein PLP3A-like. The coding region runs from base 96 to 794 and encodes 232 amino acids. Gene Ontology annotation, cellular component: cytoplasm. The transcript is spliced from 8 exons. The record is from RefSeq and is a predicted model, not a curated record. NCBI's taxonomy places the organism in Eukaryota, Viridiplantae, Streptophyta, Magnoliopsida, Dioscoreales, Dioscoreaceae.